This is a messenger RNA of Panicum hallii, 3269 nucleotides long. RefSeq names its product protein FAM135B-like. The record is from RefSeq and is a predicted model, not a curated record. The transcript is spliced from 14 exons. The coding region runs from base 482 to 2917 and encodes 811 amino acids. Lineage: Eukaryota; Viridiplantae; Streptophyta; Magnoliopsida; Poales; Poaceae.
CUUCCUCCUCUUCUCGCCUGCUCCACCACCACACCGCUUUCCCGCUCCGCCUCCCCUCCGAUCUCCGUACACGCCGGCGAGCGGGGCCCACUGACAAGCCACCCAGUCAGGCACCAAGCCGCCGCCGCCGCCACCCCCAGGUUGCACGCGCCGCCGUCAUUAGGUCCCCAGUCCUUCCAUCGCCGCUGGCUUCGCCUCCCGAUCUGUUAACUAGCGAAUCUCCUCCGAGAGGGGCCCGUCCCGCCGCAGCCGAACCCAGCGCCGCCACCGGCGCCGCAAGGUACCCUCGCGUCAUCCUCACGCAGUCGCUGUUCAAGUGGUGAACUCGCGCUCCCCCCGCGCCGCCGCCGCGCUCGGCUACCGCGAGUCUCCGGAAGCUUCCAUACCCUAGGGUUGGGCAGAGAGAGCAGGGAGUCUAGGCCUCUCCAUCCGCUGGGAUCGAGGGAGGGAUGCGCGGAUCGGGGCGGCGGGCGCGGCUUGGAUGUUCAGCCGCAUGAGGUGCCUCGUCGGCGGCGGCGUCCAGGACAGCCCGCGCUCAGCGGCCAAGAGGGUCUCGCCGGCGUCGUGGCGGGUGGACACCGCCGCAGCAGAAGCAGCCGCGGGAGCUGGGGGCAAGGGACCGGUGAUCUGCUUCAGGCCGCCGGAUGUGAUGGAGACGGUGCACGAGGUGGCCAUUUACAUCCACCGCUUCCACAACCUCGAUCUGUUCCAGCAGGGAUGGUACCAAAUGAAGAUUAGUGCAAUGUGGGAGGAAGGUGGCACCAAAACACCGGCUUCACCUGCCAGGGUCGUCCAAUACGAAGCUUCUGAUGUUGGUGCGGACGAUGCGCUAGGCGUUUGGAAAAUAGAUGAUGUCGAUAAUAGCUUCUACACACAACCGUUUCGGAUCAAGUAUGCGAGACAAGACAUCUAUCUAUCGGUUAUGGUGUCUUUCAACAUAUUCAACAGUGAAGAAGAGGGUCCAGCAGCUUCAGCUGUGAUGUUGAAGUUCGAGCUGAUUUAUGCCCCGACACUUGACAAUGGGUCUGAGAUUCAAUCUUCUAGUGUCGCAUCUUCAGCAGCUGUGCAUGAAUUUAGGAUCCCACGCAGAGCUCUCCUGGGUCUACACUCCUACUGUCCGGUUCACUUUGAUGCGUUCCACGCUGUGCUUGUUGAUCUGACGUUACAUAUAGUGUACCUGAAAGCUGGUGCAACUAAACCAUCAUUGAAGGUACCAGACCAAGGUUUAGGUCCUACGUCAUAUCACAUUGUAAAGGCGUUAUUAACUUCUAGGAAAAUGUUGCUUGAAGAAUUGAAGAAAAUCAGUGAUGCUAUUGGUAAGAGAAUAGAGGAUUUAGAUGGUGCUGACUUGAAUCUUGGUAAAUAUGAGUCAGUUAAUCCGACAAAUUCCGGGCUACCUAAUUCCAGUAAAGUGUUCCCUGCAACUGGCAAGGGUGUUGGACAGUUGGCUGGAAUUUUACAUGAAUUUUUAGAGAGACCCAAUGAUGUGGUUAAUGGUACAGAAGAUUCUAUGCUGUAUACUCUUCCCAAGGAAGAGCUGUUAGAAUUGUUUCUAACUGUGAGCGGCCAACUUUCACUUCUAUGGAAUGCAUUCUUGAAAUUUCAUAGGAUAAACAAAACAAAGAUAUUGGACUACUUGCAUGAUGUUUGGGCUAUUGACAGGAAGGCAGAAUGGUCAAUAUGGACUGUUCACUCAAAAAUUGAGAUCCCUCAUCGCUAUUUGCGGAGUAUGAAUGAUGACUCAUCUCACCGUCAUUCCCUUCUUAGAGUUUCUGGUUCAAGGAAGUUCCAUGAUGAUCCUGUACAGAACUCUGCUUCACGAGCUGAACUACAUAGGAAAAGCAUAGCACAGAUGAAGAUCAAUACACAGUCUGUUCAAGAUAUGCACAUAUAUGCUGAUCCUUCACGUGUUCCUGUUGUUCUUAUAGAACAACAUGUCAUGGUUGUUCCGCAGCAUGGUUCCAGCAAGGAUCUGGCUCUGGAUGCUUCGGAACAAACAGAUACUAUUGUGCUACCUAAACUACAAGGAGACUCUUUGGCACCCAAAAGUAGUUCUGGUAAAAAAAGUGGACGCAUCUUGCGAGCCAUCAUUUUUGUGCAUGGUUUUCAGGGUCACCAUUUGGAUUUACGUCUUGUUAGAAAUCAAUGGCUUCUAUUGGAUCCUGGAGCUGAUUGCCUAAUGUCUGAGGCUAAUGAAGAUAAAACAUCUGGAGACUUCAAAGAAAUGGGUAGCAGGCUGGCUGGGGAAGUAGUUGCCUUCCUGAAAAAGAAAAUGGAUAAGCUUUCAAGAUAUGGAGGCUGCAAAGAGCUGAAGUUAAGUUUUGUUGGUCAUUCCAUUGGGAACAUCAUCAUUAGAAGUGCCCUGGCAGAGCCUGCAUUACAACCAUACUUGAAGAAUCUCUACACUUACAUGUCAAUAUCAGGGCCUCAUUUGGGUUACUGGUACAGUUCAAAUUCUUUGUUCAAUUCUGGACUCUGGCUGCUAAAAAAGCUCAAGGGAGCACAGUGCAUCCAUCAACUGACUUUUAGUGAUGAUCAAGACCCCCAGAAUACGUACUUUUAUAAGCUCUGCAAGUUAAAAACAUUGGAGAACUUCAAAAAUAUCAUAUUGCUGUCGUCACCACAGGAUGGUUAUGUGCCAUAUCAUUCCGCGAGAAUUGAGCUCUGCCCAGCUGCAUCAUCUGACACCUCAAAGAAGGGCCAAGUCUUCACAGAAAUGCUCAAUAACUGCUUAGAUCAGAUCCGUGCGCCAUCAUCUGACACCCGGAUAUUCAUGCGCUGUGAUGUGAAUUUCGACCAGUCCAAUCAAGGUCGAAGCCUAAACACUAUGAUUGGCAGAGCUGCCCACAUCGAGUUCCUGGAGACUGACCUCUACGCCAAGUUCAUCAUGUGGUCUUUCCCUGACCUAUUCCGAUGACGAUACAGCUCAUCUUUGUGAUACUCCCACAUACCAAACCAAUAGUGCACACUACUGAGUACUGACCAAGCAAGGAAAAUUAAGCUUGCAUAGCAUAAAUGCUCCACCAGAAUCCAACACCAAGAUGGGUAGCGCUGUAAAGAUCCUAGCAGCAAUUGUUUUCCAGCUUGCUAGAUUCGAUUUGUAUAAAUAGAUGAUUCUUUUUCAGUUCCAUUCAUAGUGCUGUAGAUGGCCACCUUUGCUGUGAAUUCAUAAUCAUUGUUGUCUGGUGUAUUUAAUACUACAGUUUAGGAUGUGCUAACGAUCAGUGAGCUUAUUGUGUCCAAACAAGUGUUUUACGUUUGAUUUUUCA